UAUUAUCUCUAGAGUCUAGUCUUAACCAGUGCCAGGCCCUGCAGCAGGCUGCUGCUGCUCUUAAUAAUAAUAAUAAUAAUAAAGGCCGUGGUCUCCUCUCCUCCUCGUCCUCUCUCCCCGCCUCCUUCCAUGGCCGCCCCCUUUCCCUUUUCUAGUAAUAAUCUCCGCUCUCUCCCCUCUUCUUGCUUCGUUACUCCCUCACCUGCAGCUCCUAUUUUUUUUAUUCACCACCACCACCAGUGGCAACUGUUGAAGCAAUUCAAGAAGCAACGCCUCUUGCCCCUGUGCGCUGCUAGUUCUAGUUACGAGGUUGGCGGAGGCUUCUCGGGGGAUUUUCAUACUUCUCCGUCUGGAAGAAAUCCGGGCAACCCAAAACCAAAAUGGGAUACUUCUCAGUAUGAAGCUCUCCUCAAAGGAGGUGAGCAGGUCGUUUCCGUUCUCAAUGAGAUGGCCAAGCUUUUGGAAGAUAUGAACAUGGAUGAAGCAUCUGAAAAGUUGGCAGUUGAAUUAGCUGCACAAGGAGUCAUUGGCAAAAGAGUGGAUGAGAUGGAAUCAGGGUUUAUGAUGGCCCUAGAUUACAUGAUCCAACUGGCUGAGAAUGACCAAGACAACAAACGCAAGUCACUCUUGGAGGUGAUCAAGGAGACUGUUCUAUCUCAUCUCACAAGGAAAUGCCCUCCACAUGUUCAAGUGGUUGGCCUUCUCUGUAGAACCCCCCAGAAAGAAAGCAGAUAUGAAUUACUUCGGCGAGUUGCUGCAGGUGGUGGCGUAUUUCAAGGCGAAAAGGGCACCAAAGUUCAUCUUCCCGGGGCAAAUUUAAAUGAUAUUGCUAACCAGGCUGACGAUUUACUGGAGACAAUGGAAUCCCGGCCUGUGGUCCCUGAUAGAAAGUUACUUGCAAGGCUUGUUCUAAUCAGAGAGGAAGCUAGGAGCAUGAUGGGAGGUGGAAUACUAGACGAGAGAAAUGACCGCGGUUUGAAUACUCUUCCAGAGUCAGAGGUCAACUUUUUGACCAAGCUCGUAGCUCUGAAGCCCGGGAAAACUGUACAGGAGAUGAUAAAAAAUGUGAUGGAAGGAAAAGAUGAAGGUGCAGAUGGCUCCAAUGGCGGUGCGGAGAAUACUGCUGAUGCUGGUGUUUCAAGUGGAAUUGCAGGAAGGACUAGUGUGACAGGGCGAAAACCAUUACCAGUUCGACCUGGCAUGUUUCUCGAGACCGUCUCUAAGGUCUUAGGUGGUAUAUAUGCUGGAAAUAUCUCAGGCAUCACCGCGCAGCAUCUAGAAUGGGUCCAUCAGAAGACACUCAACAUUCUUCAAGAGAUAGCAUUCUAGUUUUCAUGGGUGGGGCACGGAAUGUUGCUCCCCUGAUCUCUGGAUCUGGCCAGCCAAGCCUUGAACUUGAAAGACAUUGAGAAAUCAAUGAAUAUAAAAAGCUUAGAAGACGAUGUCUCUAACCACCUUCUCUGUUGUUUUGGUUGAGCAUGAAUGAAUGGUCAAUGUCAUGUCACAGUCAUGCCAUUAGAGUACCACUCACUGUAAGAGGAGCAAAGCCACCAUUUUUGUUUUUCAGUCAGAUGCAACGUUUCUCUGUUCUCAUCUCUCAUCUUGAAAGCGCGCCCGAAAGGAGGUCCCAACCACUACCACCAACUUUAUUUUGGGCAGUAGUAGUAGAUUAGAGUGAGCCAUUUGGAAAAAACAAAAAGAAGUUAAAUAAAUGAAUAAGUAGGCUAGUUAGGGAUGUAAAUGGGUUUUUAUUGGACUCCCAAUAAUAAGUGAAAAAUAAAUAUAAAAAUAUAAUUGAGUUGGCAAGAGCAAGUGAUGAGAGAAGGAUUAAUAUUGUAAUGAUGAGUCUUAUGAUAAAGCAGAUCAAACCCAAAUGUGCAAUCGAAUCAAACUUUAGGCAAUGUCGAAAUCUGUAACAAUGAUGAUGGAUGUAGAUAUUGGAGUCUAAAGUUCUUCAUGUGGAGAUUGGGCCCAUUUGUCCCGCAUUUGCGGACUCACCCACCUCUCUGCCUGCAAGGAAUGCUUCAUGUUCUUAUUCAUAUUCCUUCAUUCUCAUUCUCCCCCAAUUAUCCACAUUCAUUUUUAUAUGAAUCGUGUUAGAAACUUCACAUAGGAAAUGUGCAAAGUUGAUUAUAUUACUACGCAAAAAAAAGAAAAAGAGGAAGAGUGAAUUGUAUUAAUUCAGGCAACAACUAGUGGGUUAAGAGUUGAGGUUGAGGAUGUAAUCCUCUUUGGUUGGGCGUUGGGCAGUGCGUGGGCUUGGCCAUGCUGUCUAGUGUCUGCCAUGGGUCUCGCUGUUGAAGACUCCACGUGAGGUGUGAUCUUUCAGGAUUGAUACUGCGCACCAGCUGUGCCCAUUUUACACUUUGUUACGCUUUCUUUUGUCGGGAA
Molecule: messenger RNA, 2391 nt
Organism: Diospyros lotus (date-plum)
Lineage: Eukaryota; Viridiplantae; Streptophyta; Magnoliopsida; Ericales; Ebenaceae
Product: protein PEP-RELATED DEVELOPMENT ARRESTED 1, chloroplastic
Exons: 10
Coding region: 130-1329 (399 amino acids)
Biological process (GO): regulation of DNA-templated transcription
Cellular component (GO): chloroplast nucleoid
Source: RefSeq, a predicted model, not a curated record